GGACAAAACAUACUUACCUGGGCGGGGUCGAUGGGUGUCAAGAAGGCCUAUGGCCUAGGUUGACGACCUCCAGUGCACAAGGGAGGGGUGCCCGCCUAACRUCUCCCCAAGUGGGAGAGUGUACGUCAUAAUUUGUGGCAGCGUGGUACGCGUUCGCGCGGCCCCCACCCAAGUCUCGUUUCCAAGUGUUUUACGUGGGUGCCGGCUUGCGAUUAAUAUAUCAAUGUUACGCGGCAAAUUAAAUUCAAUGUGUAACAAAUAAUAUGCGUGGGUGGCACGUGUCUUCUGUUAGUUUUGGCGUACUCUGCAUCUGCACACCCCAGUCUGCUUGUAGAUAAGAGAAUCAAACAACGGGUCCGAGUUUUACUCUUAACCAACCCUUUCUUUUCGCGCCCUCUCUUGUCUUCAAAUCCAUUUAUGCCCCAAGGAGCGUUUCUUUCCUCCUCCCUGCUUCCUUCUCUCUAUCUGCAUUCGCUCUGUUUUGAGCGUGUUGCGAAGAGGGAAGAGCAGAAGCGAGAGUUGGGGUUGGCACAUAGGCCUCCAUGGGUCUCGAUAAUGGAGGCCAUGUGCCCGCCCAGCCUUCACCGGAGUCUCUCUCUCGCUUGUCUGAGGGGAUAUCCUUGCUUCUUUCCCGUUGGACUGCACUUCAAAUGGCCAUCGAGAACGAAUGGGGCGGUAAGGAUUCUCGCCAGAAAUCCGAGCAACUUGCUGCUGACAUCUUCUCUUGGUUCUCCCAAUCGAGAGAACCACAUUAUAUUGAUGAUUUAGAAAACAUGCUUGAUGAAAACAUGGUGCUUUCUUUCAAUACAGACAUUGAGGAUGGCAGCAUUGAGAAGGUGGCCGAACAGUUAAUUGUUAUGCAUGAAGACUGUCAGCAAGGAAAUUAUGAGUCAAUUGAAAAGCUAAGGAAAUCCAACUUUGGAAAAGUAGCUCUUUCUCAAAACAGACAGGUAAUUAUGGUUAAACAUCACCCAGAAAGAUUUCAUGCUGCAUUUAUUGGUACGAUAUGUCUCUUUUCAUUCAUAGAAACGUCUCAUGACUGGCCUCUUUAUUUUAUAUAUUUUAAUUUAAUAACCAAUAUUACUAUCCAUUUGGAUUUUUUUUGUCUUUUGAAAUAACAAAGGAGAUAGAACAGUUAUUACAAUAUUACCUUACUAUAUCGGGGGCUGGUGGUGCAGUUGGCUACCAGAUAGGUCUCAUGGCUUCUGAUUGAUUCUGAGUGUUUUGAGUUAUAGACUCUCUAACUCCACGUGGAGAAUUCUUUUGAUGCUGGCAUCAAGAUAACAUGAACAUAGACACAGAUAGUACACUCAUCAACUGUUUGAGCUGUCUUAAGCUUAUUAGAUAAUUUGAAAAAUAAAAGUUCACUAUUCUGUGUCAACAGAACCACAUAUGAUACGAAAAAAUUUUUUUGCUACUUUUGUAGAAAUCAUGAAUCAGAUAUUAUGUGCAGUCGCAUCAGUUGGAAUUAUUCGAUUGGUUAUUGCACAGGAGACCUAGUGCUUUUUUGCUUGGGGAUGAGAAUGACUAUACCUGGAUUUUUUUUGGCUUUAUCAUUUUCUGGUUGAGAGCUGAUGACCUUAAAGGCUGUUGCCUGUUGUCCUUUUCUGUAGUUCAUUCAGAGGAGAGUUAUGACAUGUUUUGUAAAUAUACAUAAAUACUAUUUCUUUUGAUCUUGUACUAUCUGGGAAAAGAAGUCUAGUGUUUUUUCUUGGUUUAGAAUACAGAUUACAAUAAGUGUUCUUAGAGAUUUCUUUGAGCACUUUUUUAAUCAACAAUGAUCACAGUACUUUAUGAAUAAAAUAGGAGGAAUUCCCUCUGAUAAGUUCAUCAACAGCAGCAUUGAAUCAAAAAUCAUAGUCCUGCAAAACUUAUAGAGGUAAAAUCACAUCAAAGCUUGCAAGUCUGCUGCUUCAUUUUCCUGAGAGCCUUUGACUCAUGGGUAUUCCCCCUUCUGUGUCUUGUAAAAGCAACUUCACUAUUCUUUAUCAGGAACUUGGUUUUAGAAACACUGAAGUAUCUCCUCUGGUUACCAAAAAUCUGUUGGAACAUAUAUGAUUUGAAAAAUCAUUGUUUUCAGUUUAAAGUGAAUUAAGAUUGUUAGUUUUAGAAGAGUUAGAGUCGUUAGUUUCAUGGAAGACAUUUGAAGGGUCUUUAAGUUACAAUGUAAUGGGUUAUGUGUCUUUAGUAUGAGUCUUAUUAGUAGAAGUUUCUAUGACCCCCAUGACAGUAUAAAUAGGCCUGCAGCUUUCUGUUUGAUGAAGGAAGUAAGGAGAAAAGAUAAGAAGGGAGAAAAGAGAAAGAACUUGUCAAAAAGAAGAGAAGGGGAGCUUUGUGCAUACCCAGCAUGGCCCAUACAUCUCCAAAUGACUUCAAUUUUUUAUAUAAAAAUAUGGUUUCUGCCCCAUUUCUGUUUUCAUCUAUUGCAUAAAUCAUUGCAUAUUUU
This is a messenger RNA of Nelumbo nucifera (sacred lotus), 2446 nucleotides long. The record is from RefSeq and is a predicted model, not a curated record. Lineage: Eukaryota; Viridiplantae; Streptophyta; Magnoliopsida; Proteales; Nelumbonaceae.